GUUGCUCUCCGAUCGAGCUCUGAGACCAUCACGUGAAUUCCAUAUCAAUCGGUUGCACACAAUUGAAAUGGUGGCCGAAGUCGUAAUCAAGGCGCUGCGGGAGCAGCAACCGGCGGCGGCUGCGCUCACGGCGGCGAUUUUGGUGCUUGUGUUUUCGUACAUGGCGUGGUUCUGGUCGCUGCGCCGGAGGCUGAGCGGGCCCACUGUGUGGCCGCUCUUCGGCAGCCUUCCGGGCCUCGUCCUGAACCGCGCCCGCAUGCACGACUGGAUCGCUGGCAACCUCCGCGCCACCGGCGGCGUCGCCACCUACCAGACUUGCAUCCUCCCGAUUCCCCUGCUCGCCCGCCGUCAGGGGCUUGUCACUGUGACGGCGCACCCACGCAACCUCGAGCACGUCCUCCGCACGCGCUUCGACAACUACCCGAAGGGCCCGCAGAUGCAGGCGGCGUUCCAUGACCUCCUCGGCGGCGGCAUCUUCAACUCCGACGGUGAGGCGUGGCUCCUCCAGCGCAAGACGGCGGCGCUGGAGUUUACCACCCGCACGCUCCGACAGGCCAUGGCCCGCUGGACCAACCGCGCCAUCCUUCGCCUCUGCAGCAUCCUCUCCGCCGCGGCCGCCGGAGAUGGCCGCCGCGCCGUUGACCUCCAGGACCUCCUCCUCCGCCUCACCUUCGACAACAUCUGUGGCCUCACCUUCGGCAAGGACCCCGAGACGCUCUCUCCUGCCAUCCCCCACAACCCCUUCACUGCCGCCUUCGACGCCGCUACUGAGGCCACCCUGCAGCGCCUCCUUUUCCCCGGCUUUCUCUGGCGUCUCAAAAAGGCCCUCCGCCUCGGCGGCGAGCUCCGCCUGCGCCGGAGCCUCGAGGUCGUCGACCGGCACAUGGAGGCUGCCGUCGCCGAGCGCAAGGAGACCCCCUCAGACGACCUCAUCUCCAGGUUCAUGAAGAAGCGCGCCUCCGACGAAAACCUCCAGCGCAUCGCGCUCAACUUCCUCCUCGCCGGCCGCGACACUUCCUCCGUCGCGCUGAGCUGGUUCUUCUGGACCGUGAUGCGGCGGCCCGACGUGGAGCGGAAGAUCGUGGGAGAAAUAACUGCGGUUCUGCGGGCGACCCGCGGACCUGACCGGGCCGCAUGGCUCGCCGGUUCGCUCGAGUUUGACGAGCUGGACCGACUCGUUUAUCUCAAGGCGGCCCUGGCGGAGACCCUGCGGUUAUACCCGUCGGUCCCACAGGACACAAAGUACGUGAUAUCCGAUGACGUGCUGCCAGAUGGGACGGUGGUGCCAGCGGGUUCCAGUGUGACGUACUCGAUCUACUCGAUGGGGAGGCUGGAGACGAUUUGGGGGAAAGACUGCGAGGAAUUCCGGCCGGAGAGGUGGCUGUCCGCGGAGGGCGACCGGUUCGAGCCGACCAAGGACCCGUACCAGUUCGUGGCCUUCAACGCGGGGCCGAGGACGUGCCUGGGGAAGGACCUGGCGUACCUUCAGAUGAGGUCCAUCGCGGCGGCGGUGCUGCUGCGCCACCGCCUGGAGCCCGUUCCGGGCCACCGGGUGCAGCAGAAGAUGUCGCUCACGCUGUUCAUGAAGCACGGGCUGCUGGUCUACGUGCGGCCGAGGAACCUCGACGACGUCGACGGACACCUCGUGGACUCGCCGGCGAAGAAAGUGACGACUGCAAUCGCCACCGCUGCAGCAGCGUGAGAGACGUCGGGAAACAAACGGUUUUACACGCUGGUGUUUACUUGGGGAAUGAUCCGUUGUUUAGUUUGAUGUGCAUGUUCUUGUAUUUGGUCUUAUUCUUGUGCUCUCUAUACUGCAAAUGAUUAUAUAAUUUCUUGAGUAUUUUAAUUCAAAA
Messenger RNA from Zingiber officinale, 1856 nucleotides. RefSeq names its product cytochrome P450 86A1-like. The transcript has a single exon. Gene Ontology annotation, molecular function: heme binding; monooxygenase activity; oxidoreductase activity, acting on paired donors, with incorporation or reduction of molecular oxygen. Bases 68 to 1702 code for a protein of 544 amino acids. Lineage: Eukaryota; Viridiplantae; Streptophyta; Magnoliopsida; Zingiberales; Zingiberaceae. The record is from RefSeq and is a predicted model, not a curated record.